Molecule: messenger RNA, 2757 nt
Organism: Manis pentadactyla (Chinese pangolin)
Lineage: Eukaryota; Metazoa; Chordata; Mammalia; Pholidota; Manidae
Gene: PRNP
Product: prion protein
Exons: 3
Coding region: 351-1127 (258 amino acids)
Biological process (GO): protein homooligomerization
Cellular component (GO): membrane
Source: RefSeq, a predicted model, not a curated record
UCAGAUUCCUGGCGGCUCCUGGUAGGGCCGCACCUUUUCACGAAACCCCAGCGACCCGCCGAGGGUGCGCCCGCGUGUGCGCGAGGCCGCGUGGUAAUUGGUCCCCGCGCCGACCUCCGCCCGCGAGCGCCGCCGCCUCCCUUCCCUACCCCCGGCACCACCUCCCUGCCUGCGCGUCGCCGGCCCUGUGCGCCAGUCGCUGACAGCCGUGGCGCGGGGAGCUGCUGCUUUUUCUACGGAGGCAGGACUCCUGGAUAUAUUUGAAAACUCAACAGUUUGAGCCAAGCCAAGGCAUUCUGUCUUCCGGGAGGCACACGUCUGGUUUAGCUGAGCCACAAAUAUAAGUCAUCAUGGUGAAAAGCCACAUAGGCGGCUGGAUCCUGGUUCUCUUCGUGGCCGCAUGGAGUGACGUGGGCCUCUGCAAGAAGCGACCGAAGCCCGGAGGAGGAUGGAGCACUGGGGGGAGCCGAUACCCAGGGCAGGGCAGUCCUGGAGGCAACCGCUACCCACCCCAGGGCGGUGGUGGCUGGGGGCAGCCCCAUGGUGGCGGCUGGGGACAGCCCCAUGGUGGCGGCUGGGGGCAACCCCAUGGUGGCAGCUGGGGGCAGCCUCAUGGUGGCGGCUGGGGGCAACCCCAUGGUGGUGGCACCCACAGUCAGUGGGGCAAACCCAGUAAGCCAAAAACCAACAUGAAGCAUGUGGCAGGAGCUGCCGCGGCGGGGGCGGUGGUCGGGGGCCUGGGUGGCUACAUGCUGGGGAGCGCUAUGAGCAGGCCCCUCAUUCAUUUUGGCAAUGACUACGAGGACCGUUACUAUCGAGAAAACAUGUACCGUUACCCCAACCAAGUGUACUACAGGCCGGUGGAUCAGUACAACAACCAGAACAACUUUGUACAUGACUGCGUCAACAUCACGGUCAAGCAGCACACGGUCACCACCACCACCAAGGGGGAGAACUUCACUGAGACUGACAUCAAGAUGAUGGAGCGCGUGGUGGAGCAGAUGUGCAUCACCCAGUACCAGAAGGAGUACCAGGCUACCUCCUACCAGAGAGGGGCGAGCGUCAUCUUCUCCUCCCCGCCUGUGAUCCUCCUCAUCUCCUUCCUCAUUUUCCUCGUCGUGGGAUGAGCACAGCCUCCCUGUGUUCUCUGUCUUCGUCAUCUCCCCGUUGGGGUUGGGGGCAUCUCCCUGCAGCCCUUUAGUGGGGAGGUCUCAUUCUUGCUUCUCUCUUCAUCACACACAGGCUAAUACCCUUGGCAUGAUGGCUCUGGGAAAUGUACAUGCUAUUUAUUCGAGCCCCAUUAGACUGAGUCCUUUAGGGCCCUGGGCCAGUGCCAGGAUGGUAAGAGAAUAACAGCAAGUAGUCAUUGGUUGAUCUGGGCUUAGUUUUUGUCUAAUCCAACAGUUUGGGGCUAGAACAAUUUUCAAAACAGUCUUUAAAUACCUUUGCCCAAAUACUCCAGCUCCUUCCCAAGCUAGCACACAGCACACUAAUGCCCAUCUUAGCAAUGAUUUCAUAGCAGUUUGGAGACAUUUGCUCAUCUGUAUUUAAAAAAAAAAAAAAACCUGACUGCAUUUCCCUGUUUAAACAGCAUUUCUGCCAAAUUAGGAUGGGGGCCACAUGAUACUCAUUCAGAAAACAAAGCUAGAAAUCCUGAGCUAUUGCUGGGCCCAGACAGCCAGCUGGAGAGUAUAUAACCUGUGUCUGCAGAGAACUGUGACAAUGUUUUGCAUUUUGCAUUAUGGGCAACACAGAAACUACUGCAUCAAGAGUAAACAUUUAUGUAACCCCAGACCUCUGGACAGAGGACAUUUUCACAGCGAAUAAACAACUAACAUAAUACAAAAGGCUUCUAGGACUAAAAAAAUAUCCAGCAUUUGGGAGCAGUAUGCUUGGAGUCCAGCUCCCAUUCUGGAUAGCUAAAGCACCUGUAUGUGGCAUUUCUUUACUAUAGAUACUAAGGCAGUAAAAAAUUAAACUAUCUUCACACUGAGAGCAAAUCUCCUUUGUUCAUUUACCUGGAAACCAGAAUGAUUUUGACACUGGUUGGGUGCAGCCUAGAAAUUUUAACACAGAGGAAACUGCAGCUGUAUAAACUCCACUGUCAUAGAGGAUUGUGUAAUGGAGAAAAUAAAUGUACAGAGAAAAGAAAGCCUUGCAUUACCUUCAUUGCUGCCUCAUAAUUGUCAAAAAAUAGAAUUAUGUCAAGUCCAGUUUCAUAAUUGGCUUUUGACUCGAAGAAUUGGGAGGCAGUCCAAAAAAAAAAAUCUUAGGGUAGGGAUGACAGUUAUAUGAUCCAUUUGGAGUGGUAAAAGGAAAUUCUAUUACUGUUAUUUAAGUAAGGUAAAUCAUUUCCUGGAUUGUCCCAUAUUGUUACCUAGCAGAUAUAUGUUCUGCAAGGUUAUUGGCUUGCACUGUGCAGAUAGUCUGUAAAAACAUACAUACAUAUAUAUAUAUAUAUUGCAUAUGACAAACUUAGAAAUUUUGAUUUAAAACAGUUAACAUCUGAAGUAUGUAAUGCAUUACCUGUUUUUGUAAGGUAUUGAAUACUUAAUAUGUGGGAAACCCUUCUGCGUGACCCUUAGGCUUACAAUGUGCACUGAAUAGUUUUGUAUGACGAUCCAAAGAGGUCUUUGAAAUAUGCAUGUACUUUAUAUUUUCUAUAUUUGUAACUUUGCAUGUACUUGUUUUGUUGUAUAAGAAAUUUAUAAAUGUUUAAUAUCUGGCUACAAUUAAAGAGGAGCUAUGAUGAGCAUC